GAUGUCCUUUGAAGUGAAGAAGAAUGAGAAAGCAGAAGAUAACUACAUAGUCAAGGAAGAACUUGGCAAGGGUAAAUUUGGCAUCGUCUACCGAUGUGAGGAGAAGUCUACCGGUAAGACAUGGGCGGCCAAGUACGUGAAGACGAUCAGGGCGAAAGACAGAGAGGCCGUCCAACGGGAGAUCGACCUCAUGGCCGAACUCGAACAUCCUUCUCUGAUGGCCCUCAUCGAUGCUUACCAAUCAUCCAGACAAACUGUCAUGAUUCUUGAAUGCAUUACUGGAGGAGAGUUAUUCGAGAGGAUUGUGGACGAUAAGUUUGACCUCACAGAGAGCGAGGUCAUCAGCUACAUGAGACAGAUCUGCGCAGGCGUACAACACAUGCACCACAAUAACAUCAUGCAUCUUGAUCUAAAACCCGAGAAUAUCAUGUGUGUGAACCGAACGGGCUUUCAACUAAAGAUAAUCGAUUUUGGAUUGGCUAGGAAGUAUGAACCGAACAACGACCUCAAGGUUUUGUGUGGAACGCCGGAGUUUGUUGCCCCGGAAGUAAUCAGCUUCGACGCUAUCACCCCACUGACAGACAUGUGGAGUGUUGGGGUCAUCUGUUAUGUUCUACUGAGCGGACUGUCACCGUUCCUUGGAGACUCGGAUACAGAGACACUGAACAACGUCACAGUGGGCGAGUGGGACUUUGAAGACGAGGCAUUUGAUGGCAUCUCCAACGGGGCAAAAGAGUUUAUCUCCAGCUUACUGGUCAAAGAUCAAAGAGAUCGUAUGAGUGUUGAUGAAUGCUUCAGACACGCCUGGUUAAGUGAAAUCAGUACACGGACCAAAGCCUGCGAGACCAAACUAUCCACUGCAAGACUCAAGAAAUUUUUAGCAAGAAGACGCUGGCAGAGGACGGCAAAUGCAGUUCGCGCCAUCGGGCGUAUGAAUGCUCUUCGCUUGGUUUCUCAACGGAGAGCAAGCAAAUCGAACGGUAGUCCAUCAAGCGAGAAGACCCCAACAUCACCACCUCCAUCAAGUAGCAGUAUCAGCUCUCCCGUGGAGCAGCCUACGGAUGGGCAGGGCAGUGAGCGUACCCCUAACGCCGAAUUGAAGAGAAAAGAAAAGGCAGAGAUCGAUAAAAGUAUUGAUCAGGAAAGUAGUGCAACCAAUACCAGUACAGUGCCUUCUAUUGAAGUAGAGACUCCGGUGAAUACACAGAGUAAUAGGGAUAGUUAUGUGAAACCUGAAACGAAUGGUAGAGCCUUGUCCUUUACUUUAGACUCGGACGUGGAAAACGACAGUGGUCUUGAUCUGUCCUUGGAUCAGAACGCUCUAGGAAAGCGCAGCGCGAGAUCAUCCCAGAAUUCAUUCAGCGAAGGAAGGGACGAACUGCCCGGUGACUUGAGUCUUAAAACCGACGGUGUUAAUGAUAAUACACGUGAUCAGAGUGUAAGCCUUGAUAAGGAUGGUCAGCAGCGUAAUUCCGUGAUCGACACUAAUUCCGUGACAUCAUCCUCGGCUGAUAAGAGUGAUAUCAGCCUGUUGUCUGAUGCGAGUGAAGAUACCAGCGAUCCCGGAGUAAACAUGGACCGAUACCUCUACGAUCCCAACAAGGGGGUGAAGAAUCAGGCUGCAAGGUGGGAGGUGCGAACCAAUAGUCCAGACAGGAAGUCCACCAAGAACAAAACAGGUGGUGGUGGUGGUGGUGGUGGACAGUCACCCCCGCAGCAAGCACCGGUCUUCAGGCAGAAGUUCCGACACUGUGAGGUGAUCGCAGGAUCAGUGGCAUGCUUCGAAUGCUGUGUGGAUGGCAACCCUAGCCCUGAUAUCAUCUGGUAUAAGAACGGUAAGAGAGUCCAGGAGAACGAGAGGUACAGGAUCAUGAAGGGCGGUGAGGAUAUCCAUUCUCUGGUGGUCAAGGAUGUCACCAAGGAUGACCAAGGCACCUACAUGUGUGAAGCAAGAAGCCCGGCUGGAAAGGCUCGCUGUAGCGCCAGACUAGUGGUACAGCAACAUCCAGUGUCUAAUAACCACGAAGAUAAAAGUUCAACGUCUGAAAGCAAAGAGUCACCACCUGCACGACAGAACAGCACAGGCCGCAAAUUCUGGCAGUUCAAUUCGAGCAAAAAUAAGGAUCCGAGAGGGGACAAAUUGGCAACGCCAUCCAAGUCUUCUGCGCCCACAGCCAGCAAACAAUCAUUCUUCAGUCUCUCACUUGAUCGGAGAGGAUCGUCACGCACGGAGGCUGAACCCCGCCAGCAGCGAGACACUCGCUCUUCUACGGUAUCUCCACCACGGACAAGCAAAUCUGCUGUCGAUAAAUUGAAAGAAAGAGCCGAUGCAUUUACCAAACAAUACGAAAGGAAAAAAGAGGAAAGGCAGUCGUUAGCCGACCGUGCUCCUCGUCGACAAUCUGCAAAUAUAUCGGCAUAUCUACAACGAUACACUCGAAGCGCAUCCGCGGAUAGAAGCAGUAGUUUUAGCAUCGGGAGCACCUCAACGAGUAGGAGGGGGAGUAGUGCUUCAUCAACGGACGAACCCGACCUCGCACCUUAUUCACGACCACGGCUAGCAACUUACGCGACGAUGAUUCGGUCGACGCAAAGCAUCGGCGCACUCACCGCCAAAUUUGAGAAAAGCAAGGCAAAUGGAACCGAUGCACCAUCGAAAGGAACUUCAUCAACAUUACCGAGGAAAGAUCUUAAGUAUAAUGCAAAUUUGGAUGCCAAAAAGGCACUUUUUAGUAGCUCUAGCAAUGGAACAACAAAUUCUUCACCGAUCAAAAGUAAGACAAAAGAUCCUGUCUCAAUCGUCCCACGGACAGCAAUUACAGCACCACCCUCGACAUCAUCGUUAAGAUCGAAAUUUGAGACGAAGUCAAAUGGUGAUAAAGAUGGUUCUUUCACCCGCUCAAUACCGGGUCGUCAAUCAACAGGUAGGCACUCAUAUCUAGAUAAAAUAGACACUAAAGAUAGAGACAUAUCACCUUCCUCGUCGUCAUCGUCUUCGUUAUCGUUUAAUAGAUCAACAGCGGCCCGACAUUCAACGAUUGGAGUCAUGAAAUCCUCAUCGACAGACAAUAAACACGACUUCAGGAAUAGUGUGAAUGCAACGCGGCAAGAACCAGCUCGCCCUGUUUCGACGUUUACAUCACCCACCAAGACUUCAUCAGUAUCAUCGCCAGUAUCAUCCACCAAUCAAAAAACAUACGUUUCCCGUUACGAAACUGUCAUCAAUUCAGACUCUGAGUCUUCCAUCUGCUCCACCACUUCCUCGUCGACCUCCGAGAAGAAGUCACGAUCAACGCCUUCGUCGUCGAUCUCGUCACGGUACGAGAUGAGAUCGCCCGUCGUCGAAAAACCGCCGUCAUUCAUCAAGAAACCUCAAAAGCUGUCAGCGUCGGAAGGCGAAUCGGCGACCUUGUCGUGCAUGGUAGAAGGCGAACCAAAACCGGAGGUCACGUGGUCAUUUAGGGGGAAGCCCCUAUCGGAUGAAGGUCGAGUUGAAAUCUACGAGGAGAAGGGUACAUGUUAUCUUGAGAUCUUUGAUUUGGUUACACGUGAUGCUGGACUUUAUACCUGUCGGAUAGUCAACUCAGCUGGACGAUCAUCAGCCCUUGUUGAACUCGUCGUCAAUGCCAAGCCGAAGAGACCUCCCUUCUUCCUUCAGAAGUUGUCCGACUGCGAGGUCCACGAGGCCGGUGCUAACGGCCGGCUUCAGUGCAAGCUGGACGGUGCCCCUGCCCCCGAGACCAGCUGGCUCAAGGAAGGCAAAGCCCUUCAGGAGAGUGACCGCGUGCACUUUACCCAGAGUGCCAACGGUAUCCAUGCACUCAUCAUUGAUGACGUCACUGAAGAUGAUGAUGCCAUCUAUACCUGCAUUGCUAAGAACAAGCACGGUCAGGUGUCCAGCUCUGCUGAGCUUAUUGUAGAAAUCGACCUUCCGUCAAAGAGUGAAGUAGACGGUUUGAUAGACGGAUCUCUUCAUAUAGACGUGGAUGAUAUACAACCAAGCUCUGUGACCGAGACGCCACCCAUCGCUGUAUCCUCACCCGCUGCAACUAAGCCAACAGUAUCCGCCCCUCAAUUCUUGGACAGACCCAGCUCGGUGACAGCAGACCAAGGCAAAUCCGCACGAUUCAGCUGCUCAGUUUCGGGAUUUCCCCUUCCCGUAGUCACGUGGGCCAAGGAUGAGAAAAUCCUGGAGGAUGAAGGAAGAUUUGAGAUCUAUGAUGAGGGUAGAGAGUUUAUCAUGGAGAUCUUUGAUCUUCAGCCAACGGAUGAGGGGUUGUAUACGGUCACUGCCGAGAACUCUGCAGGCAAAGCGGCGACUGGGGCAGAGCUUACCGUCAACAGGACAAAAACGGCUAUUGAGCAGCCUCCUCCUCCAGCUCCUUACACGAACUCAUUGUCUUAUUCGGAUGUCCGUCAUGACGAGGCAGCAUCUUCAGAAGACGUCCCGUCACUCAAGUCAGAACAACUCAUCCCAGAACCCAUCGCCACCAAUCCUACAGCCUUUCAGCCACCGUCUAGGAUACCGCCAGAGUUCCUGGCCCUACCAACCCAGAGGACAAUUACUGAACCCAACUCUGCCAAGUUCAACUGCCGCGUGGUGGGUGAUCCCAAGCCCACAGUUACGUGGAGUCGUAACAAUGUUGUCCUGAGUGAUUCGGGGCGGUAUGAGAUCUAUGAGGAAAAGGAUGAGUUCAUUCUGGAGAUCUUUGAUACGACCACUGAGGAUUCUGGUGUGUAUGUCUGCACUGCAACCAAUCUGGCUGGGCAGAAGCUUGCCGAAGCCAGACUCACUGUAGAGAGUUCUGCCCCAAAGGGUACAAUACCUGAAUUCAUCGAGAAGAUCAGCGGUACUGCCGUGAGAGACGGAGAAUCCGCAAAGUUCACCUGCAAGCUUCGAGGUAUACCGCCCCCUAGCGUUCACUGGUAUUAUCGCAACCAGGAGAUCGUCGGUAGCGAUGAGGUGUAUGAGCUCCACCACCAAGGGGAGACUGCGUCUCUGUGCUUACCGGAGGUCUUACCGGAAGACGAAGGAGAAUACUCUUGUACGAUCAAGAAUGAUAUGGGAGAGACAUCAUGCAGUGCCUUUCUGAAAGUUCAAGCUGCAUCCCCCAAAUCAACGAUGCCAGAAUUCGUCCAGAAGCUUAAAGACAUCCAAGCCAUUGAUGGAAGCCCACUGUCACUGCCUGUCAGAGUCGCAGGUUCACCUGACCCUGACGUCCAAUGGUUCUUUAACAAGGAGCAAAUAAAAGAAGAUAAUGAUUUCAAGUUUGUUCGAGAUGGAGAUAGGUUAUCUUUGGUCAUUGCUGAGGUUUAUCCAGAUGACGCUGGUGUCUAUACCUGUAAGAUCUUUAAUUCGGCGGGUUCGGCCGAGUGCUCUUGCAAGGUAUUCGUUCAAGAGAGUGACAUCGAUGGCUGCCCACCAAAGUUCGUUCAAAAGCCCCGUUCCAUCAACAUCGACGAAGGAAGCAGUGUUACCCUUUCUUGCAAGAUCGACGGCGAACCUCUUCCAACUGUCACUUGGAUCAAAGAUGGCCGAUCUAUCGAACCAGGACGAAGAUUUAAGAUGGAGUCUUCGGGUAUCUCCGGCACGACUCGUUCGCUGAAUAUCCCGACAGUUCUAGCUACCGAUGCGGGUAGUUAUACUUGCGUCUUGCAUAAUCAGUAUGGAGGAGAGCAGUGCAGUGUGAACGUGGUGGUUAAACCUCUGGAAGAGGAACAGACCGAUUUCAGGUCCCUUCUCAAAUCAAGACCUCGCCUCCAGAACAUCUCCAACUCACCCAACAACGUGUCGAGCGACAAGAGCGAAGCGGAGCAGGUGGAUUUCCGUCACGUAUUGACACGCCAUGUAAACACCAGAAAGCGUCCCGUCUUCAUCAAACCUAUACAAGAUAUCGAGGUCGUUGAAGGCGAGUCUGUGACUUUCGAAUGCCAUGUCGAUGCCAUCCCCGAGCCGACCAUCAUCUGGACUGCGAAUAAAAAGGAGAUCAAAGAAUCCAAGUACUUCCAGAUGAGCUAUAAAGAUGCGGUAGCAACGCUCCUCAUAGCCGAAGCUUUCGCUGAGGAUGAGGGUGAUUAUACAUGUACUGCAACCAAUGGAGUCGGAACAGUAUCUUGUACCGCAGAACUGACUGUCCAAGAUGAAGAGAAUGUGAACGGGCAGGGAUUAUCUAUAGAGGAACCAGUUAUUACUUUACCUCGACCAAACGACACUCCCCGCUGCGUUAUCGAGAGUGACUGCACUCACGACAAGGUAGCGUCAACCUUCAACGUCAGGCUAUCCAAGGUAGUCAACGGAACACCGCCCUCACCGCCAGCCCCAAUACAACACAACACGAACACAAACAAUAACAAGGAGAUGAUCUCACCCCCCUCUGAAGUGCAAGAGAUAUCUCUAUCAUCAUUCAACAAAACGUCGGUGUCCACCGAGGAAUCCGCUUCAGUGUCCACGCUUGAUAACACCGAAAGUUCCUCGGACUAUCCCGCCCCUGACACUGCUGAUAUCGUGAACGGAGGAGGCUCCACCGCUCCUGUAAUGGAUCCACCUAGCUUCCUGGAGCCGUUGAAGGACACUGCCGUCCUGGAGGAGAGCUCUGCCAUGCUCAAAUGCAAAGUGGUCGGAGAACCUGAACCGGAAAUAUACUGGUACAAAGACGGGGUAGAACUGAAGGAUGGUAGGAAAUAUAAACUGGAUUUUCCUGAUGAUGAGGUGGCAGUGUUGAUUGUGAAGGAAGCAGGACUUGAAGAUGCAGGGGAAUACACAUGCAAGGCUGUCAACUCAGCUGGAACAAAGGAAAGCAGAGCAGAAAUAAUCGUCGAAGCCCCAGCAUGUAUAAAGGAUGCCCCUAAGACUCUUCAGGUCAUGGCAGGUCGUGACCUUUCCGUGACCUGUCACUUCGUAGCCAUUCCCGAGCCCGAUGUUGUGAUGUGGAGUAAGAACCGCAAGACGGUCCAAGAAAACGAUCGUGUUCGGAUUGAUGAUACGGACACGAGUACGACGUUGACGGUGUCGAAGGCGACGCAUGACGACGGUGGUCGUUAUAAUCUGCUGGUCGAAAACGACCUCGGUUCCGAUAACGCUGCCAUCUACGUUAGUGUGUUAGACAAACCCGACCCACCAGUCGGCAAGCCCAUCGCAUCAAACAUAAACAGACAGUCAUUGACGCUUUCGUGGACGGGGUCGAGUUACGACGGUGGUAGUAGGAUUACUGGCUAUGUGAUUGAAAUGCGAACCGUCGAUGACGACAAUUGGCAAAAAGCCGAAGUCGUAUCGAACACAUCACACACCAUCGACAACCUCAAACCGGAAACUGAGUAUCUCUUCCGGGUGAGCUCGGAGAAUGAAUAUGGAAUAAGCAAACCAGGCCAAGAAAGCGAUCGUAUACUGACAGUUGUUGAAAAGAAGGAGAAGAAGGAUAUGAGAACAACAGUAACAGAAAAUGAUGUGGAAGAAAUUGAAUUCCGUCACGUGACCAUCAAACCGGAUAGAGAAUUUUCAGAAAAGUACCAGAUCAAAGAUGUCCUCGGAAAAGGGCGUUUCGGAACAGUCCAUAAAUGUAUCGAUAAGGUGACUGGCAAGCCAUACGCAGCCAAGAUGAUUAAAACCAUCAAGAGCGCUGACAAAGACUCGGUUAAGAAUGAGAUUGGGAUCAUGAACAAGCUCCACCAUGCUAAACUCCUGCAAUGUCUAGAUGCUUUCGAGUCGCCUAAACAGAUGAUUAUGGUCCUCGAGAUUGUAAACGGCGGAGAGCUCUUCGAGAGGGUAAUUGAUGACGACUUUGGGUUGACGGAGAGUGACGUCAUCGAAUUCAUGCGUCAGAUAUGCGCAGGAGUACAACACAUGCACUCCACAAAUAUUCUACAUCUAGACCUCAAACCAGAAAAUAUCUUGUGCAUAGACAAAACGGGUAGCCGUAUCAAACUCAUUGACUUUGGACUAGCAAGGGAAUUCAAUCCAGCUCAAAGCACAAAGGUCAUGUUCGGCACACCGGAGUUCGUAGCCCCGGAAGUAAUCAACUAUGAUGCCAUAGGUUUCACUACCGAUAUGUGGAGCGUUGGUGUCAUCUGCUAUAUCUUAUUAAGUGGAUUAUCACCGUUUAUGGGUGAUAACGAUGCCGAGACAUUGAAUAACGUCACUCUAGCUGAAUGGGACUUUGAGGAUGAAGCUUUUGAUACUAUAUCAGAAGAUGCGAAGACAUUCAUUGAAGGUCUCCUGAUCCAGAGAAAAGAAGAGAGAAUGACGGCAGCCGAGUGCUUACAACAUAAAUGGCUUGUCACAGACUCUAAGGAACUGAAAUGCAACAAGAUUAGUACGACAAAACUCAAGAACUUUGUAGCAAGAAGAAGAUGGCAGUCUGAUUCAAGUGAAUCUAAUCAAGAAUCUACGAACGAAGACUCAUCUGACGAAACAAAAACCGCGACCGCAGUCCGAGCAAUCGGCAGAAUGGCAUCUUUGUCACUGUUCGGUAGCAGCAAGAAAUCUGGUGAGAAUAGCAACAACCUGCGAAGCCAAUCAUCACCCUCAUCGAAAGACAAAUCGCCAUCGACACCGACAACGCCAUCAAGGAUCACGGAAGAUGAGGACAAAGCGAUAAACAAUAAUGCCCAGAUAGAGAAGCGGUCUGGGUCAAUGCACAAAGACGAGUCGAAAGAAAUGGUCGCUGAAGCUGUCGUUAGUAAAGUCCAGGAAAAGGAGCAUCAUUCUAAAAUGACAGACAAUGAUGUGAAAUCGAAUGAGCGACAAAAUGGCGACGACGAGAGCGACGAUGAAUCGGAGGAGGACGUAGAAGAUGACAUCGACGGUCCAGGCAAGAAAGAUUUAAAUCAGAACAUUCCAGGCGCACCUCAUUUUAUCAAGGAAAUGGUGGACUGUGAGGUCUUCGAAGGGGACAGCGCCCGCUUUGAUUGCCAGGUAGCAGGCGACCCGGAGCCUGACAUCAAAUGGUUACAAGACGGUGAGGAGAUUGAGGAGAGCUCGAGAUUUAUCUUUGACUACGACGAUGAUGGCAUGUGCUCCCUUAUUAUUAGGAGGAUCCAAGAAGAUGACGAGGGCGAAUAUUGUAUAAAGGCGACCAAUUCUAAAGGCGAGGCAUCGUGCAUUGCAGACUUACUUGUCGAAGGAUUUUAAUUACUUCCUAUUGGAAUUUAUUACUUGCGAUGCUGACAUGUUUACAUGAAAUGAUUAUUAGAUAGAUAUUUACGUUGUAUAGAUCAUAAUCUCUGUUGUUAAUUGUGUUAGGUUUUAGAUAUUUUUACAAAUACAUACUUAUGAAAUUUGAAUUUGAAGAAAACUGCCAUUUAGCCUUCAGACGGUGUCUUGGCAAAGUGACCUUAUGGAAAAGAGUUAACUUGGUUAUAUAUGAUCCCACCUGAUUUUGUUGUAUUAAAAUGAUUAUGAAACCACCGUGAAAAUAGAGUUUUUAUUCAAAGUUUCUUCUUAUCAGUGAUUUAUUUUAAAAUAUGAAUAGUUUAAUUACCGAAAAUUGAAAACAAAUGCAACAUAGAAAUAUGUUUCAUAUUUGCUGCACACCUAGAUUGUAUUUCCUCCGUAUGUAAACCUUUUAUGUAUACAUUUGUAUUUUUUUAACAAUUCAAAAGGAUCAUUUUCAAGAUUUGCACAAUCAUGGUAAUUCUAAAAAAAACAUUGCAAAAAAGAACAAGAUAAAAUUGAAACAAAUAAGUUCUUAUGUGAACAUUUCACUCAAAUUUAAAUUGGUUUUUUUUUCAGAAGAAAUGAAAAUUGAAUUGUGAGUGUGGUGAGUAUAGAUCAUUGAAUGAGAACGAUGUAAAGGUUUGAUAAUAUAGUGAUAAAGUUUGAAUAAUGUAGAUACAUAUAUUUUCCAUAUGGAUUCAUAGUAAUGUAUUCAGGAAAUGAUAUCACCGUUCCGACCUGCCAAACUGUAAGGAGGAUUUGAUCUUUAAAGAGAAAAAUAAUUAUGUAGAAUAAUGUACAGAUCACAAGUGAAAUGUUAACGCAUUUUAUAUGCGUAAACAUGAUGUAGAGUACAUGUAUAUAGACUUUAAUAAUAGCAUAUAUUAAACGAUAUUUUGAUUCGUAAUGUUUUAUCUAAUCUAUCGAUGUAAGUGAAAUUUCAGUGACAUAAAGCUUUAUAUAUUUGUAAAGAUAUUUUAUGAACGGUUUAUAUUCAUGUUCGUUCCUAGUGACGUAAUACCCCCUCUGUUCCUUCCCCUUUUUCUUCCCACCCUUCCCUCCCUUCUUCCCUUUCUCUUCAUCUUGUAUUUAUACACCCCCCCCCCCCUCCCCUCUUUCUUCCCUGUCAAUCUACAUUUUUAUCAAGGAGGAUUGUCGGUUGCAUUAUGUCGGGAUUAUGACGCUAACUUAAUAUGCCUAAUCCGACACUAAAAGGCUUUUUAUCAAUCUACAAAGUUUUGUUUAUGUCACGAUUUGAGAUUUUAACACUGUCAUAUUCAAUCUGAUAUAUUCCUUUCAGUUCUGAUUUUGCCGCUAGAUGAGACCGGGUUCGGUGCCACAUUUAGCUAAAUAAAAGAGUUUGGAUCAAACAUUAUGUUUUUCUUGUGAUAAAGGAAUAUGGAGAGAAAAGAUAUGUACUAAGAACGAAAUGUUGAAAUGUAUCGAUAAGAGAAUGCCUGAUCAAAGGGCUCUAUGAAAUACAUACUUUUUCAUUGUGAAAAGGGAAAGCAUGAAAUAAGCCUCCCUAUCCAUUUUUAAUGAUAAUUCGUGUAUCCAUAUAAGAAUCACAAGCCAUAAUUAUUAUCAUUGUAUGUUUGUUUUUAAUGUCCAGUCACAAGAUGGUAUUUUAUUAUAUGUAUUUAUGAUUUGUAGAUUUUUUUUUUUAGAUUUCAGUUCAGAACUUUUUUAAAGCACAAUGAAAUGUGACUCACACGUCGACUUCAGCAUUCUUUUCGUUCCAUUCCUAAAACGGCAUGACCAAAUCAUUAUUCAUUCCUUAAUUAUAGGACCCUUCCGUUGUGACAAAAAAAUAUUCCAGAUUUACAAAGACGGUGUGUGUAAGUGUGUAUAUAGUUUAUUGUCAUUUUGACGAAUAUAGACUUCAUUUUGUUCAAGGUGAUGUUUGAUAAUAUUAGAAUUUCCGUUUGUGAUAAUGAUGUAAUUAUAACAUUUGCUUCGUUUCCAUGACAUUAUGAAGCGAAAUAUUGUAUCAAGUCUAAACUUAAACACAAUCGAACCUUACAUUAUUCAGUUGCAACCAUUGAUAUCAGUGUCAAUUUCGCUCUUCCAAAGGAUCACAUGAUUGUGUAGCUUUAUGUAUUCCUGAUGAUUAUUGUAUAUUUUGUAUAUAAAUUUGCAGAAAUUUGCAAUUGAGCGAUAAUACACCAAUUAAGUUUGAUGUUGUAAUGUUGAAAUUGUGAAGAUAUUAUUGCUUCCAUUAUAUUAUAUGGCAUUGGUAAUAUACAAAUAUACUAUGCAUGUUGUUACAUUUGGCUAUUCACAAUAUUUUUGUCAUUUUAUUCAUAAUGAAUAAUCGUUAUCAUCAUCCUAUAGAAAAUAUGAUUUUGUAUCCUUUUCUGAAAUGUAUUAAAGACACGUAAAACA
Messenger RNA from Lytechinus variegatus (green sea urchin), 11536 nucleotides. Its product is annotated as myosin light chain kinase, smooth muscle-like. The transcript has 29 exons. Gene Ontology annotation, biological process: protein phosphorylation. Gene Ontology annotation, molecular function: protein binding; ATP binding; protein kinase activity. The coding region runs from base 2 to 9127 and encodes 3041 amino acids. NCBI's taxonomy places the organism in Eukaryota, Metazoa, Echinodermata, Echinoidea, Temnopleuroida, Toxopneustidae. The record is from RefSeq and is a predicted model, not a curated record.